Molecule: messenger RNA, 1106 nt
Organism: Vigna umbellata (rice bean)
Lineage: Eukaryota; Viridiplantae; Streptophyta; Magnoliopsida; Fabales; Fabaceae
Source: RefSeq, a predicted model, not a curated record
GUCCACCUUAGGCUGCUUGUGGACUCCCCAGGGAACCGGUCUUGAACAUUGAUGCAACUGAUACGGACAAUGAAUUGGCAGCAGCGGAGUAUAUUGAUGAUAUAUAUGAAUUUUACAAAAAUACUGAGAAAGAUGGCUGUGUGCAUGAUUACAUGGGUUCGCAGCCAGAUAUUAAUGCCAAGAUGAGAUCAAUCCUUGUGGACUGGUUGAUAGAAGUCCAUAGAAAAUUUGAGCUCAUGCCAGAAACUCUCUACUUGACCCUCAACAUUGUUGAUCGGUUCCUGUCCAUGAAGGCCGUGCCUAGAAGGGAACUUCAGCUUGUUGGCAUCAGCUCCAUGCUGCUAGCCUCAAAAUAUGAAGAGAUAUGGGCACCAGAGGUUAAUGACUUUGUGUGCAUAUCAGACAAUGCUUAUGUCAGUGAACAAGUGCUGUUGAUGGAGAAAACAAUCCUUAGGAAGCUUGAGUGGUACUUAACGGUUCCCACACCGUAUGUCUUCUUGGUUCGGUAUAUCAAAGCCUCAACUCCAUCUGAUAAAGAGACGGAAUAUAUGGUGUUUUUCCUUGCUGAACUUGCUAUGAUGCACUAUCCUACCGUAGUCUUGCACUGCCCUUCUUUGAUUGCUGCUUCUGCUGUGCUUGUGGCUCGAAGUACUCUUCAAAGGACUCCUUUCUGGACAAGCACUUUGAAGCAUUACACAGGCUACUCUGAGGAGCAACUGAGGGAUUGCGCCAAAAUCCUGGUCAACCUUCAUGCCACUGCUCCAGAAAGUAAGCUCAGGGCAGUUUACAAGAAAUACAGUAGCUCAGAUUGCUCCUCUGUUGCUCUUCGUCCUCCAGCAAAGAACUUGACCGAACUGUCUUAAACAUUCUAGUUCAUGUAGAGGGUUGUUUUUAGUGUGUGGGGAGAUCAUGGCUGUUAUGAUCUAUGGCUUCAUUGAUAUUUUUUCGUAUUCGUUUGUAUGUUCUAAAGUGUGAGGCGAGAGUUUGCUUUUUUGGGUGCUGGGAAAUUGCUUAAGGCCUCAAAGCAGAGUUUGAUGAUCUUUUUCUUUUUUUUUCAUAGCAGAGUUUUGCUGCUACUAAUGAUAUCGGGUGACUUUUAUCAAUUA